Messenger RNA from Australozyma saopauloensis, 825 nucleotides. It is a transcript of the gene RBE1, whose product is annotated as sterol-binding protein. The transcript has a single exon. NCBI's taxonomy places the organism in Eukaryota, Fungi, Ascomycota, Pichiomycetes, Serinales, Metschnikowiaceae. The record is from RefSeq and is a predicted model, not a curated record. Gene Ontology annotation, cellular component: extracellular region. Bases 1 to 825 code for a protein of 274 amino acids.
AUGAAGCUCUCGUUUUCUCUCCUUGUGUCCUUGGCUGCAGUGAUUGAUGCUGCUGCCAUCAGUUAUGCACUGACUACCACCGACGUCGUAUACAUCACUCAUUACACUACCGAGUCAUAUUUUACUGAGCCUCCAAGCACCUCGGAUUUGUCUCUGGUUGCAACGCUGGACGUUCCAACUACCACCUCGACCACUCCUGAUGCUGCUACCACUCCUUCUACCACAGACGCUACUACUCCUACGUCUCAGGCUCCUACCACUUCUGCUGCUCCAACUACUUCUGCUGCUCCAACUACCCCUGCUGCUCCUACAACAACCUCCACUUCGUCUACGUCGACCACUCCUCCUGCUACUCCAGCAGCCUCUCCUUCCCCAAUUCCUAGAGACAACAAUUUGAACACUUUCCAAUCCGACAUUUUGAAUGAGCACAAUGCUAAGAGAGCCUUGCAUGGUGUUGCUCCAUUGACUUGGAACCCAACUUUGGCUCAAUACGCUGCUGACUACGCUGCUAACCACUUUAGUUGUGACAAUGUUCAAUUGAUCCACUCUGGUGGCCCUUACGGUGAGAACUUGGCUGCCGGUUACGUUGGCGGCAAGUCUCCAGUCGAUGCUUGGUACGGUGAGAUCUCUCAAUAUGACUACAACCACCCCGACUUUUCGCCAGCCACUGGUCACUUUACUCAAGUCGUCUGGAAGGGUACUUCUGAGCUCGGAUGCGCCUAUGUCACUUGUAACAACGCUUGGAGACAAUACACCAUCUGUGAGUACCAAGAACCAGGUAACUGGCUCGGAGAGUUCGCAGAGAAUGUCUUGCCUUUGGUCUAA